Messenger RNA from Aspergillus udagawae, 1593 nucleotides. RefSeq lists its product as uncharacterized. Bases 1 to 1593 code for a protein of 530 amino acids. Gene Ontology annotation, cellular component: nucleus. Gene Ontology annotation, molecular function: transcription cis-regulatory region binding; DNA-binding transcription factor activity. Gene Ontology annotation, biological process: positive regulation of transcription by RNA polymerase II. Lineage: Eukaryota; Fungi; Ascomycota; Eurotiomycetes; Eurotiales; Aspergillaceae. The transcript is spliced from 5 exons. The record is from RefSeq and is a predicted model, not a curated record.
AUGUCAGUGUCUCCAGAGCCUGCCGGCGAUGAAGAAAAACCCGUUUGCUGGAGAUGUCGGAUUGGUGGCCGAAACUGCCUCCGGCCUAACAAUUCCGCGGCCCAACCCGCGCGUCCAAGACGGACCUCGAUUUACGAGAAGGCAUCUCAAAGAGCCUCGCCUGGUACUAGUGGCCCGGCGCAGUUACCAACCCUGAACGACGUGCGGGACAAUGUUGAUCCAUCUCCCAUAGUGGCUCCUCCUCCUGCGCAGAGCAUCAGCAGCUCACCUGAUUCGGGAGUAACAGGUAUAACAACUACUCCAUCAACAGUUGUUCCAAGUGUCACCGUACCCACAUCGCUCGCUGAAGGGACCGCUCCGCCCGGAGAGGCCGACCUAGCUGCGUCGGCCCUCUUCGAUGUUCAGACCCUGCAGGGAAUCCAACUUCAUCUCGACCAUAGCGACAUUAAAGCUGCUUCGCCCACUACACAAGGCUCCAUACCCCCGUUCACUGUAUCCAAGGAAGAGGAAACUUUGCUCCAGCACUAUGUGCGCCGUCUGGCAAAAUGGGUGCGGUUCUCUGACGCCGACCGACACUUCACUAUCACGGUGCCACAUCUUGCACGUCGCUCUCCAAUCCUUCUGAAGGCGGUCUCGGCUUUGGCAGCGCGGCAUCUUUGCUGCUUGGGAAGCUGGGAUUCCGCUAUUGCGGAGGAUUAUCACAAGCAGUGCAUCGGGUUGCUGAUACCCGCGCUGGGGGAUCCCAACGCUGCGACUGAUGAUACCCUAUUCGCAGCCUUGGUCCUGCUAAGACUGUACGAGCAUCUGGAUGUGUCCGACAGCGGCCGGGAUUACGAGCACCAUCUCAAAGGCGUAUCAGCGAUGGUCACCUCCACGAUCCGCAAUCCCUGGGCCGGUUCAGGCUCCGGGCUGAAAUGGGCGGCAUUUUGGUGUUGUUUUCGACAAUCCGUCUACCCCGCCUGUGUCUACCGGCAAUCGCUGAAGUUCGACAUCUCCGGCUCCAACAUCGAAGUCAGAUUGUCAUCCCCGGCUACUGGCGUGUUGCCGACGGUAGAGGAGGAGUCAGAAUGGUGCCACUGGAUAACAUGGAUUCUGGGCCAGGUUGCUGAUUUCUGCUUUGGAACGAGGUCGCUUGAGAUGACGCCGACUGAGGAGGAAGAGGCAUGGAAUGGAUUGGUGCAGACGUUAGACAUGUGGGAGGCCGAUAAACCGAAGAGUUUUCUACCGGUAGCGUGUAAUGAUCGGGAACCGGAACAAGGGAGAUGGUUCCCCGAGAUAUGCUUCGGAAGCGAAUGGCACGGUGUGUUCUACGUGGGUGAAUCUCCAGAAGAAGAACCUAUUUUCGCUAACCACAAUCGAACGGUAGCAAUGGCUGCGGCGCAGUCCUUGGCCGCGCGAAUCCUGCUCGAUGUUCACCAUCCGCAGACACGGAAGAUUACCAUUGGAGAAUUCGGCUUUCUUAGGGCAAGACAGCAACUUGAGGUCCGUACCCGCAAGUGGCAUGUUUCGUAUCCUUACUCAUGGAGGCGCAGGGAAAGAUGGAUUGUGAAUGCGCUGAAGGUGGACUGGGAUGUUGACUGGGUGGACGAGUAA